This is a messenger RNA of Penicillium lagena, 627 nucleotides long. Its product is annotated as cupredoxin domain-containing protein. Lineage: Eukaryota; Fungi; Ascomycota; Eurotiomycetes; Eurotiales; Aspergillaceae. Bases 1 to 627 code for a protein of 208 amino acids. The record is from RefSeq and is a predicted model, not a curated record. The transcript is spliced from 3 exons.
AUGGUUGAUGUUGGCGAAGACGGCUUUACCUUUGAUCCUGACACUAUCCACGUUCCUUCGGGUGGCGUAGUCGAGUUCCAUUUCUAUCCAGGCGAUCACUCGGUAGUUCAGGCCGCUUUUAACAACCCAUGCCAUCCUAUGAGCGAUACUAGCUUCUUCAGUGGAUUUAUGGCAUCUGCCCACGACGGAUCGCCCGUUUGGAGCUUGACCGUUAAUGAUACAAAUCCGAUCUGGUUCUACUGCGGCCAGGUCGGACAUUGUCAAGCCGGGAUGGUUGGUGUGAUUAACCCUUCUGGCUCGGACACUCUUGAUGCAUUCAAGUCGGCAGCUUCGAGUGCAAAUGGCGACAGCGUACCAUCCGCGGCGCAAGGCGGCAUUCUCGGUACACCGAGUUCUAGUCAGUCAAGCACUGCCUCCAGCAGUAUGUCUGCUACAAGCAGUUCAGCCACUAGCAGCAGUAUGACUACCACCAACAGCCCGUCUACUGCCAGUGGGUCACCAACCAAGACAGCUAGCUCCAGUCCUAGCACCACGAGCGCUACGAAUGUGGCAGGAAAAUUGGAUGUUUCAACUGAUCUGGGUGUCUUGUCCAUUAUUACUUUAAUGCUGGCUAUGUUCCUGAUGUAG